Molecule: messenger RNA, 357 nt
Organism: Acaulospora colombiana
Lineage: Eukaryota; Fungi; Glomeromycota; Glomeromycetes; Diversisporales; Acaulosporaceae
Source: the annotation of a GenBank genome assembly
AUGACCCACAUUCCAGAUCAGCUACUGCAAUACCCACAGCAUUAUAGUAAUAACAAUAAUCAUCAAUGGAUUAUUGUCGAUGAAUCGUCCUCAAUUUCAUCCCCGAAUCAACGAGCCAACAGACCCGCACCACCGAUACCACUCAUUAAAGUACCUUUUCCUCCUCUGGUAAACCCGGAGGAAUUAAUAACCAGGCCGAGGAAAGCAAAAUCGAAGGCACCCACAAAACCUCCCAAUGCAUUCAUGAUUUACAGAAUGCAAUACGUCAAAGAGCUUCACGCGAGGGAGCACCGACUACCCAUGAGGAGUGUUUCGGCGGCCGUAGCCAGUUCGUGGAGGGGAGAGCCGGAACACGUG